AAAUUAAGCGGGGAAAACAACCGCGAUGACGACACCGGAGCCUACAGCCCUCGGUCCCGCACUGCCGACGGGGCGGUGCAGGUAGCGAGCCCGCCCCGGAGCUGCGGGGAGGCCGUGCUGUGCUGCACCCUGCCCUGCUGCCGGCCCACACCGCUCGCCUCGGGGGAGGAAGGUGUUGGGGGAGCGGCGAGGUGUUGGUGCUGACUAUCCGCUGGGUACCCGCUGGUGAAGGGCUCUGCUUCGAUUACCGACAGCACUUGGAGGCUGGACAGCUGAAAUACCUGCUGUUUUGUUAGGGGCGGUGUUUACGUGGACAGAAAGCGAAGUGUGCUCCACUGAAAAAGAAAACAAACAAACAAAAAAAAAAACAGGUGGAGGGUAAGAUGGAGGAAGCAGAAGAGGAUGACAUGGCAUGUGGAGACUUGGGGAAUGGACUUGGGAGAAGACCUGGAGGUGUUUAUGAGGGGGAAAAAUUACAAAACUAUUCGUUCAGAUCUAAGAAGGUAUCUGUGAAGGCUCACAACACACUGUCAUCAAUAAAAGGAGUGGAAGAAAAUGAUGCUACCCCUCUUCCCUGUUCCAAAAGAAACAGCUUUCAUGAUGGAUCGCCCAAGAAGCAUCUGUUGAGUCCAGCUCGACAAAGUAGCUGUGAAUCCACUGCUGAGGUGUCAAAUGAAGAACUAAAGCAACAGCUGCAAGAAGCUCUAGAGGAAAUUGAACUGCUGAAAGUUGAGCUUGAAGCUGCCCAAAGAAAACUUGAAGGAAAAGAUGAAGCCCUACGAAUUCUGCAGAGCAUGGCAGUAUUUAGUAAAGCCACUAGUCAUACAAAAGCAAUGCUUGAAAAAACUGAGGAAGAAAAGAGAACUUUAGAAAAGGAAAUCAAUAUUUUGCAGUGGGAAAUUGAAUUUGAUCAGGAUAGAUUUAAAAACAUAGAAGACACAUGGACAGAAAAAUAUGACAGGAUAUACUGUGAAAACACAGCUCUUAAGGAAGCACUGAAACUGAGAACAGAAGAAGUUAAAACUCUUAAAUCUGAAAAUGCAAUCUUGAAUCAGCAGCACUUAGAAUUUCUUGCAAUGCUUGAUGUGAACAAGCAGAAGAUUGUUCAGGAGAACAUGUCUAUUGAUAGAAGAGACAUCACAGAUAUUACAGGUCUUGAACUGGCAGUUCUUGGAGCCUGCACCUGCAGUACUUCUGGGGGGCAGCCUUGUUCCUGUGCUAGAAUGGCAGCUGUCACUCGAAAGCAAGUUCUUCAUCUCAAGCAAGAGAUGGAACUUCUGAUGAAGAGUAAAGAUGAAGCUUAUGUAAUGGCAGAUGCCUUCAGAAUUGCAUUUGAGCAGCAGCUAAUGCAGAGGAAGGACCAAGCCCUGAGGCUUGCAGAAGUGAUAAAGAUUAAAAAGGAAACAAAAUUUAUAAACUGGAGGCGACUGAAAGAGGAUGGGUCUGUCAAGCUACAAGGGAACAAGAACAGUCUGGGACAGAAAUUAUCAGGCCUGCUCUCCUCAGAUGCUGACAGCAGGAAAGUUGAAGUACUAGACAACCCUCAUGAAAUCCUGAAGAUGUUAAUAGAUUUGGUCAAUGACAAGGAGGAGGCUCUGGCUCACCAGAGGAAGGUCAGCUACAUGCUUGCUCGUGCCAUGGAGCUGAAGGAGGCAGCACAGGAGACACAAGGCCGGUCUCCCUCUGGGCACGGAGGCAAAGCCGUGCAGUCCUGUGUGCCAGCAGCAGUGGGACGGGCGUGCUGCUGUGAUCUGGCUUCUACAAGCAGCCUUUCCUCAGCUCCCAAUGGAAACGGGCUCCAGAACUCGGUUAGAGUGCUUCGAAAAUCACACUCCUGGCCCUCUGAGGCCGUGUGUCGCGAGGAAAGCGAUCCGUGCGGGAAAGCAUACGAAACUGUGGUGAUCUAAGCGUCAGCUGGAAUAAAUUAUUCUUUUCAAGGGGGAAAAAAAAAAAAUAUUUGUGGACAUGUCUUCAAGGCUUACACGGCCGGGGA
Coturnix japonica (Japanese quail) is the source of this 1993-nucleotide messenger RNA. RefSeq names its product coiled-coil domain containing 125 (gene CCDC125). NCBI's taxonomy places the organism in Eukaryota, Metazoa, Chordata, Aves, Galliformes, Phasianidae. Gene Ontology annotation, biological process: negative regulation of cell motility; negative regulation of Rho protein signal transduction. Gene Ontology annotation, cellular component: cytoplasm. The record is from RefSeq and is a predicted model, not a curated record.